Brienomyrus brachyistius is the source of this 4480-nucleotide messenger RNA. RefSeq names its product solute carrier family 18 member 2 (gene slc18a2). NCBI's taxonomy places the organism in Eukaryota, Metazoa, Chordata, Actinopteri, Osteoglossiformes, Mormyridae. Gene Ontology annotation, molecular function: serotonin:sodium:chloride symporter activity; xenobiotic transmembrane transporter activity. Gene Ontology annotation, biological process: aminergic neurotransmitter loading into synaptic vesicle; transmembrane transport; xenobiotic transport. Bases 221 to 1759 code for a protein of 512 amino acids. Gene Ontology annotation, cellular component: terminal bouton; synaptic vesicle membrane. The transcript is spliced from 16 exons. The record is from RefSeq and is a predicted model, not a curated record.
GGAUUUGCACUGGUCAUCUGCAGGAAGCAACGCUGGGAUGCGGUUGCAGCUGGGUAGACGAUGCUGCUGACGAUACUUCUGAGUGAUAAGGGUUCUGUGACGUCAAAGCUAAGUCAAGUAACUAACCUCCCUACAUUCAACCCUCCUUUCUCCUCAACUGAAAUAGUAAAAGGAUUUUAUCAAAUGUGCAUUUAAGGGCAAAUUAAUUUUAACCCUCAAAAUGGGUGGAUUAGGCGAAUUCGGUUUCUUAAGAUGGUUACGGGAAGAAAGACAAUCGAGGAGGUUAAUUCUGUUGAUCGUCUUCAUCGCUUUGCUACUGGAUAAUAUGCUGCUUACGGUAGUCGUUCCCAUCAUCCCUAGUUACCUGUACACGGCAGCUAAAGAGGGAAUGGCUGUGAAGAACCACACACCUUCCCUGGACUACUCCCCAAGCAGCUUUCAGACCAUCAUGUCACUCUACGACAAUUCCACCAGGGUAACUGGAGGCACAGUGCAGGGGCUGUCUGGUCAAGUGGUCGCCACUGCACCUGUCACCUUUGACAAUGACACAGAAGAAAACUGCCAUAGGGAUGACAAGACGCUGCUCAAUGAGAAUGUCAAAGUGGGACUGCUGUUUGCCUCCAAAGCCACUGUGCAGCUGAUCACCAACCCAUUCAUUGGGCCGCUGACCAAUCGAAUAGGAUACCAGAUUCCCUUGUUUGCUGGGUUUUGCAUCAUGUUCAUUUCCACCAUUAUGUUUGCUUUCUCGAAAAGCUACACUCUGCUGUUUUUCGCUCGAUCUCUGCAAGGUGUCGGAUCAUCCUGCUCCUCUGUUGCUGGGAUGGGGAUGCUGGCCAGUGUGUACACUGAUGAUGAGGAGAGAGGAAACGCCAUUGGAAUAGCUCUGGGUGGACUUGCAAUGGGCGUGCUGGUUGGACCUCCUUUUGGAAGUGUAAUGUAUGAAUUUGUUGGGAAGACGGCUCCCUUCCUCAUCUUGGCAGUGCUCGCUGUCCUGGAUGGAGCCCUUCAACUUUUUGUGUUUCAGCCCUCGAAAGUGCAACCAGAGAGCCAGAAGGGAACCUCGCUGCUGACCCUCAUGCAGGAUCCUUAUAUUCUCAUUGCUGCAGGGUCCAUUUGCUUUGCAAACAUGGCGAUCGCCAUGCUGGAACCCGCACUGCCAAUCUGGAUGAUGGAGACUAUGUGUUCCCCAAAAUGGCAGCUAGGCGUUGCAUUUGUGCCUGCCAGUGUCUCCUACCUUAUUGGAACCAACAUAUUUGGUGUUCUUGCACACAAAAUGGGAAGAUGGCUGUGUGCUCUCAUAGGGAUGCUUCUCGUGGGGAUUAGCAUUCUCUGUGUACCAUUUGCUAAAAGCAUUUACGGACUGAUAAUACCCAAUUUUGGUGUUGGUUUUGCCAUCGGCAUGGUGGACUCCUCUAUGAUGCCGAUAAUGGGUUACCUCGUCGACCUUCGUCACGUGUCUGUGUAUGGAAGCGUGUACGCCAUCGCGGAUGUCGCUUUCUGCAUGGGCUUUGCUCUAGGUCCAUCGACUGGGGGUGCCAUCGCCCGAAGUAUUGGGUUCCCCUGGCUAAUGACCAUCAUUGGCAUCGUGGAUAUCCUGUUUGCCCCUCUCUGCUUUUUCCUCAGGAACCCACCUGCUAAGGAAGAGAAAAUGGCAAUUCUAAUGAACCAUGACUGUCCAAUGAAGACGCGAAUGUACACAACGCAGGACCCACAGCACUAUCAGAUGGGAGAGGAGAUGGAGACGGAAAGUGAUGAGUAGCCACGGAAAGCACACAUGUAUGUGACCUUUUACAGAAAAAAGAGCCAUUUGUGUGUGACCAUUCCCCCCCAGCUCCUCUUACUGUUCCAUGUUACUGUAGUAUUCCACCUAAUCAGACCAAAGCUGUUUGUCCUUGUCCAUUGUGACAUGCAUACAUAAUUACAGAUGUCAAGAUAGUGGAAACCUGAAUUCCCUCUCAGGGUGAAGUGCUGUGUGAUGCCGCAUGUGUCUCUGGCCACAGAAACUCUAAAGGUUGCGCUUUGGUUAACUGGUAAUGAAAUCCGUGAUAUUUCCAAAAUAACUGUUUAAGUAAGAACAAAGCAUACUUGCCUGUGUGUUUAGCAUUGAUGUUGCUUUCGAAAUGAUGAUAUUUGAAUCUGGCACUUUAAAGACAUUCAGUGAAGGCUCUGUGCAGUUACUAUGCUUUUUGGUAAAAUUAGAUUUGGUAAUGCCAGUAGGUUUUCCGCUUUGUUGGCAUAGAACACUGAUUUUUUUCCACUGCAUAAAGCAGGUGUUGUCAAAAUCAAAUGUUAUCCUGUGCAGUUAAAUGGUGCCCAAUUUUAACGUAAAAUGUUCUUGUCUUUAUUACAUGUUUAAAGAGACAUAUGGCUAUUUGCUCACCUUGAAAUGGGCCUUAAACAUUUAACUUGUUUGCGCAAUCAGGGGAAAAUUUUAAAAAAAGGAUUUAUCUUCUUGGUGUGCAAUCAUUAAAAUCUAUUUUGUUGGGAGAAAUAUUUUGUUAAAUCACAUCAUAUUUACUGCUGCUGCGAGGUUGGGGUUCAUCUUCAAAAUGAAAUUUGUAAAGAAAGAAAUUCUUGUGUUUCUUUACAAAUUUGCUGUUGAAUUUCCAUCUGCGUCUGCCCCCACAUUAGUAGGUACUGGUCUUCUGCCUCCCCCCACAAAUACACCUGGUGGGAAGUAAACAUUUAUCCAACAACAAGCAGCAUUUUAGCAUGCAUGUGUAAUAACACAGAGCACACACUCAAGCAAGUUUGCUUCAUUGCUGGAAAUAAAUUACACUGGUCAACAAAAACUGUGUCACAAAAGAGCUAAGGGGCAUUUUUAUGUACUUGUUUAUACGGAUUUCAGAAAAGCACUCAAUGUUUCUACCACCCGUAGUUUUUGAGUGACGUUCUUUAGGCUGUAUCAAAAGUAUAUAAUUCCUUAAGAAUGUUAAUGUUUGCUGUAGUGUAUAGACUAGCACGUUUGGAUCUGUUCAGACAGGAUCCUGCUCUCUGUCAGAACCCCAGCUUCCCUCCAGUUCAGAGAACCUUAAGAGGGAUAUUCCUGAGGCCACGUACAGCAGAAGAUCAUACAAUUCCACCAUGGACAUGUACGUAUUUGACAGCGUUUGACAUCCUUGUCAAAAGGGAUAAAAAAAAUUCGUUGACCGGUGUUAUUUGACUGGACCAAUUUUACAAACAAGAAAACUGUGACCCAGAAUUUUUGACCAUUUAAACAGACAGAUUACUUUCCAGUCUUUUACAUUUAUAUGUAGGUCACGUGUGCUUUUGCACGCGGAGUAAAAGGUUGCAUUUCUUCAUUAUCUUAUUUGCUGACCCUGAUUCAAAGGUAUCGUGAAGUGCAAUACUGCGUCAUAUUGCAUUGAUUAAAAUGUCAAUACUCACUUCUGAGGUACAUAAACGCGUCUGACCAGCAGACACCUGCUCCCUUGAUAUUGAUCUAGAAGCAGAGCAUCAUACACAUUUCUCCCAUGAGUCAAUAGUCCUGGCAAAAGCAUUUUCCCUACUAAUAAUUAAAGACUGAGAUAUCGUAACACAUUUGUGCUCGUGGCUCUUGGUUCCGAAAUGAGUAGUUUCCUAAUGCUUAAUUAACCAGGCUAUUUAAGUCUGUAUAGUACAAAAGGCAGGGCAGAUCCCACCCCCCACCCAGGUCAGGUGUGUUUACAUGCAGCACACCUGGCUUGUGUGAUAGACACAUAAGCUUUUACAUCGCCAUUUAACACAUUUUUCUCUCAGAUAUCGAGAGUCCUUUCCCUGUUCAAUUUUAGCAUAGCAGAAGUGAAAAUAUUGAUUCCACUCUUGGGCAAGAGCCCUGAGAAAUAACAGGAACAGUGAAGUAUCCAAAGGACAUUUAAAAGCAACCACCCAUGAUUGCACUUUAGCAUUUACUGUAACUGGUGUUAAUGACAGGUCCACAGUUAUUGCUAUGUACCCAUCAUAAUGACAAAAUGGAUGUGUAUCACUAUCGGGUGACCAUUUGUCAUACAUCAAAAAAAAAGAGAAAAAAAGCAGAUCAAUACUAAAACCCUACUUUAAUAGAGUCCCUAAUGACCUCUACUGAAACCUAUUUGAAAGUUUAUGAAAGCUCAGUCAAAAUGGCUGCCGUAAUCCUGUAAUUUGUACGCGUGGUUAGAAUCUUGUUUUCGUUACACAAUCAUUGUCUUCUGGAGAUUAGCAUAUAUUUUAGAGUUUGUUGUUUGGUAAAAGAAAUUUAGCACACAUAUAAAAAUUAAAUGGAUGUGUAAAUGUGUGUGUGCCUUCUAAUCUGUAAGUCCUUGGUUUGUAUUUGUACUACAUGAAAUAUUAAGUGACCUGUACAAAAAGACAUGUGAAAUUGUACUUUAAACCAGGAAACUGGUUAAUUCAAAAGGUGUAACGGUGUGCUUGUAUUCUGUAUAUUAAUAUUUAAUACAGGGGAAUGCAGCAAUGUUGUACAACUAUAUGUCAUUUGUGUGAAAUGUUUAGAAAAGUAAUUGGA